AAACCAAGGGAGGGCAACGUAAGCCCCGAGCCCCCUUAUGCCCUAGCGUGGUAGGCUACCCCAAUGAGAGAGUUGCUAUGGAUAUAGUAGGUCCACUGCCAAAGUCCCAACAAGGUUCCAAAUACAUACUCGUUGCGGUCGACUAUUUUACCAAGUUUGUUGAAAUUUUCCCCCUAGCCGACGACACCGCCCCUUCAGUUGCCAAAAGCUUUUACCAGGGUUGGGUCUGUAGACACGGGGUCCCUGCAUCCCUACAUACCGACAGAGGAUCCAACUUUCAAUCAAUACUGGUAACGGAGCUUUGUAAGUACCUGAAAACCCAUAAAACACGGACCACGUCAUACCACCCCCAAUCUGAUGGGUUGGUCGAACGUUUCAACAGGACAAUGGGCGCUAUGCUCAGGGCCUACGUUCGGCAAUCUGACCAGCGGGAUUGGGACUUCCACCUUCCCGCGGUACAGUUCGCAUAUAACACUAGUUGUCAGGCCACAACAGGCUUUUCCCCAUACUUUUUGAUGCACGGGCGUGAAGCCCGCCUCCCCGUGCACCUCCUCACAGGGGUGCAUUGUGACUCUACCUCCACUUCGGACUUUGUUGCAGCGCUCAACGACAGAAUGCCCGCUAUUUUCAAAUUGGUGCAGCAACACACGGCCCAGAAACAAGCUCGACAGAAAGAACUAUUCGAUUCCAAGGUCUAUGGACAGCCACAUGCUGUGGGUGACCUGGUGCUUGUACGAAAUAACGCCGGGAAACCUGGCCUGGCCCGGAAGCUGGCCAACAAAUUCCAUGGCCCGUACGAAGUAUUGAGUAGAGUAGGUGACAACGCCUACCGGGUGAAAAACACCCGGGGCCGACGGCAAGUUGAUGUGGUAAAUUUCGAACAUCUCAAAGCCCUUACUCCACAGAUGUUUGAUCCUGACUAUGACCCCAGGCAAGAGGGUCGCCGUCCGACGCGCAGGCGUCGUAACAAUAACCACGUGACUUCUCUCCCUAGGCCACAACUCUCGGAAACCUCUCCAACGGACGGUGAUGACGAGAAUUCUGACGAUGACAACCCGGAGCGGGACCCUGUAAUUCCCCAAGGGCAAAGUUCCGCGGGCCCCCCUCCCUCUUAUGUUUCAGAUCCGUCCUUAUCUGACACCGAACCCAAGCGGCUCCUAACACCUGUGGCACAGCGUCGACCCUCAGCGCCGUCAUCCCCUACGCACAACCGGCCACCUGACACAGCACAGGCGGCACCCAUCCAGUUGCCUGGCCCCGACCCAGCACGUACCCAGGCACCUGUUCCAGAUCCGACACCGGCUCCAGAUCCGACACCUGUUCCAACCCCGACACCUGUUCCUGCUCCGACACCUGUUCCAACUCCGACACCUGUUCCUGCUCCGACACCUGUUCCAACCCCGACACCUGUUCCUGCUCCGACACCUGUUCCAACUCCGACACCUGUUCCUGCUCCGACACCUGUUCCAACCCCGACACCUGUUCCUGCUCCGACACCUGUUCCAACUCCGACACCUGUUCCUGCUCCGACACCUGUUCCAACCCCGACACCUGUUCCUGCUCCGACACCUGUUCCAACUCCGACACCUGUUCCUGCUCCGACACCUGUUCCAACCCCGACACCUGUUCCUGCUCCGACACCUGCUCCGACCGACAUGACAGCGACAACAUCAUCACCCGUCCUUCCGUCCCCGUUACCGCAACGUAUCAACCCGCGUCGUCGUAGACAACCGCGAGACAUGAACAAUUUUAUAUGCUUCCCGGACGCUUAUACCUCCAGUGACAGCAACAGUGAUACAAACCAUGUCCACCCCAACGUAUGCCAGGUCACAAAAAGUCUAGAUGUGGGGCUGACUAGACAGUGCCAUCGUUCGGAUAGGUCGUGUCCCGGGGGAGAACGGUUCAAUAUAGGUCCCCCUACCCGUCCCUUGGAGCCCUCGGGUUACUACUACCCAUCCCUUGGAGCCCUCGGCUUACUACUUCUGCCAAACAGUUGGAGUCCGGUGAUCCAUUUAAUGACAGCUGUAGUCCGGGCCUUCACCAGCCCACCGAAACCUUCUUGAAAAAAUUCAUGUCAAUUUAGGAGUGGAAAAUUCUUCGUUCCGUUUGAAGUCCCUCGUGUUCUCUCGUGGUUUGGGCACCCCCCCUCCCCAGGUUCUAUGUCCCCCAUAGGAACGGGAUUUGACCCUCUGCCUGUUCCGUCUCCUCUCUCCAUGUCGUGACUCGCCUCACACAUAGACGGGCAUGGUCAAUUCCCCUGAUGAUUGGUUCCGUAGUGACAUGACCGUAGCGGGGUGUCCUUCCUACAACCACUUCCGACCGGGCAUCCGUACUCAGGUACCUACGGUUUGGCAAGCUUUUUCCUCCUCCUUCGUUUCGACUACUGAUUGUGUAAAUCCCGGCAAAAAAUUCAGCCUUCCUUGCAUCAUUAAGUGGUCUACUAAAAAAGAGAUUCCACGAAGGCAGUUGUCGUAAUCAUUAGCAGGGCACAUUGCUAGGGAUUAAGGUAGUGGGACCGCCUCGUUCUCUCCUCCGUUGGGACCCGUUUUCCCUUCCGAACGCGUUGGCACUCACUAGUCCCCUCCUCGUCUAACAACCAAGGACCCGCCAAAAAUGUAGUGGGUCCCGAGCAAAAACGCUCCCGAAACGGUUCGACCGGGUUCGACAUGGUUUAUCCUGUCUGUGUGUAUUACUCGGGUACAGAGUCUUGUCUACGUUGAUGUGUGUACAAAAUGCUUUGGAUGAUAUGAUUACUAAUGUUCGGAACUUUGAUGAUGUUACUGUUCAGGAAAGUACUUUGGUAUUAUGGUGCUCCUUUAUUCUGAUACUUCGAUGACCUUAUUGUUUGGGAAAUUGUUUUGGUAUUGUUUGGUAUUUGUUUGGUAUCGAGAUUCUGGAUUUUGUUGUCAUGCCUUCUGUUGCUUUCGAUAUGUAAUGUUGUUUCGAAUUCAUUCUGUAUGGUGCCAUGAUGUAUUUUAUGUGAUGCUGUAUUCAACGAGAUUCUCACCUAAGUGUCAAAGUCGAUACAAUUGAUUUUUUUACUUGAUUUGUACUUAAUGAGAUUGAAAGACCAGUCGUAUCUGAGUCGAUGCGAUAAUUUUUUUUCUUCAUCUGUACUUAGUGAGCCGACAUUGAUGUAUGCUAAAGUGUCAGUUAUGGUGUACGUAUGGUUCCGGGUAUUCGAAAUUCAUUGUGACAUUCUUACGUGAUUUAUUAGUUAAAGUUAGUUCAAUUUUACUGAGAUAUGUUAAAUGAUGCGGGAGCAUCAUUAAGCGUUGCGGGGGGGAUGGUGUAGCAAGUCUGUUAUUACGUUGGGCGGCCCAGGGGUCACGUGGUGAGAGCACGUGAUCAUGGGCGCGCCCUGACGUCAGCUAGGCCACGCCCCGCAGCGCUCGCGUAAGCUCCGCCUCCAAUUGAUAUAAUAUAAGGCGAGGUACGCGCUUGUUAGGCUAGAAGCAGACUCAGGGACAAGGACAACCACAUCUUCCUCCGCCGUAGCUACGUAACUGGUUAGUUAGCAUCAUCCACUCGCAUCUGUCCAGGUAUCUUAUCUUGUAUUAUUUGUAUCCAUUCACUGGUCUAUAUAUAUAUGUAUCGAGUCGUAGUAUAAAUAAAGGUCACAUCAAACUGUAUACUGAA
Branchiostoma floridae (Florida lancelet) is the source of this 3639-nucleotide messenger RNA. RefSeq names its product mucin-2-like. Gene Ontology annotation, biological process: DNA integration. NCBI's taxonomy places the organism in Eukaryota, Metazoa, Chordata, Leptocardii, Amphioxiformes, Branchiostomatidae. The record is from RefSeq and is a predicted model, not a curated record. Bases 78 to 2063 code for a protein of 661 amino acids. The transcript has a single exon. Gene Ontology annotation, molecular function: nucleic acid binding.